Fonsecaea erecta is the source of this 744-nucleotide messenger RNA. RefSeq lists its product as hypothetical. Bases 1 to 744 code for a protein of 247 amino acids. The transcript is spliced from 2 exons. The record is from RefSeq and is a predicted model, not a curated record. Gene Ontology annotation, biological process: protein complex oligomerization; response to hydrogen peroxide; response to heat. NCBI's taxonomy places the organism in Eukaryota, Fungi, Ascomycota, Eurotiomycetes, Chaetothyriales, Herpotrichiellaceae.
AUGCCUGGCCUUCCGUACUCAGUCCCUUCGAACUACGUGAUCCGCCUGGUCGAGACGGACCCGGUGUCCGCCAGCCUCGGCCACCCUGCGCACCCGGUGCAGCCACACCCGUCGCAGCCGUCGCACUUCCAGUUCCCGCGCACGUCGCUGCACCAGGCGACGCUGCAGUCGCACUUCAACGGCCCGCACGCGCCGAGCAGCGUGGCCGCGCCCACGACGGGCACCGCGUUCGCCCCGGCAACCGACAUCCGUGAGACCCUGCGCGCCUACCACAUCGAGAUCGAGACGCCCGGCGUCACCGAGGAGAACAAGACCGACCUGGUCAUCACGUGGAUGAGCCCGCACACGCUGCUUGUCCAGGGCGUGGCCGGCCGGCCCAAGAACAUCGGCUUGCUGGAUGGGGAGGAAGGGCAGAGAGUGUGGGAGGGCGAGGGCGACGGAUGGGCCACCGAGGCGGGCCACGGCAAGUCCCAAGAAGAGACUGACGACGGCGGCCCGCUGCAGCGCGCGAAAUCGCGAGAGACCAUGGAAGAGGAGGCGCUGGCGGACUCGACGCCGACCAUCCUGCUCUCGGAGCGGCGCGUCGGCGCCUGGCGCCGCACCUUCACCCUGCCCGAGGACGUCGAGAUGAAGGAGCUCAAGGCCCGGCUCGACGGCGGCCUGCUGCGCAUCGACCUGCCCAAACGCAGUCUGGAGGACAUGGCCGCGCUGAAGGGCGCGGGGGUCAGGAUUGAGAUUGCAUGA